UCACAUGAGAGUUCAUACAGGAGAGAAGCCAUUAACAUUUGAUCAGUGUGGGAAGAGAUUCACACAAAGAGGAAAUCUUAAGAGUCAUAUAAAAGUUCACACUGGAGAGAAACCACACACAUGUGAUCAAUGUGGGAAGAGUUUCUUACGAAAAGGACAUCUUAAAGAACACAUGAGAGUUCACACUGGAGAGAAGCCACACACAUGUGAUCAAUGUGGGAAGAGUUUCACAACAAAACAAAAUCUUGAGAUUCACAGUGCAGUUCAUACCGGAGAGAAGCAAUUCGCAUGUAAUGAAUGCGGCAAAACAUUUCUCUGGGCAUCAAACCUGAAGUCACACCAGAGAGUUCAUACAAAGGAGAAGCCACAUUCAUGUUCUGUGUGUGGAAAGAGAUUUUCACGGCUGUAUCAUUUAUAUGAACAUGAGAAAACACACACUGGUGUGAGAGAGUACAUGUGCUUUGAGUGUGAGAAGACUUUUACUACAGCAACCCAUUUAAAACUGCACCAGAGAAUUCACACUGGAGAAAAACCUUUCAAGUGUUCACAGUGUGACAAGAGAUUCAGUCAGUCAUCAAAUCUGAAAACACAUGAG
Molecule: messenger RNA, 595 nt
Organism: Megalobrama amblycephala (Wuchang bream)
Lineage: Eukaryota; Metazoa; Chordata; Actinopteri; Cypriniformes; Xenocyprididae
Product: gastrula zinc finger protein XlCGF49.1-like
Exons: 1
Biological process (GO): regulation of transcription by RNA polymerase II
Molecular function (GO): DNA-binding transcription factor activity; RNA polymerase II cis-regulatory region sequence-specific DNA binding
Source: RefSeq, a predicted model, not a curated record